AUGUAAAUGCGUGUCUUUAUAUAAUUUUUCUUAAUCUUCUUAUAAGUAGAGAGGCUUAUAAAUGCGCUACCUUCCUAUAUCCCUAGUAAACAAGUUUAAAUAAAUCAAGUAUAUGUUGUGUAAUAUGGUGAUGGUUAGUUAAGUGCUGAUACUGACUAAAAUAUUGUCACUUAAGUUACGUUUCCUAAGCUAUUUAAUAGAGUGCCUUAAGUUUUAUUAGCAACUUUUGACUUGGACCUAGAUGGAACAAAAAUUUUGAACUCUAACUGGUAACUUACAACACAAGGUAUAUCUAAAACGGGUUUCUCAUCAAAACUAAUUAAAAAGGGUCUGUAGCAUAUUUAUACUUUGGGAUAUUAUUAUUUAGCAAUAGACAGCGAUGAUGUUUAUAUAUUUAGUAACUAAGUUGCAUUUUUCAAAGCAAAUGCUAUAGUUGUUAAUGGAAAACUUGUUUAAACCUUUACUAUUUCAUAUUAAAGAGUCAUAGACACUACUAAAACAAAACGAAUAAUGACUGCGUUUUAUACUGGUUAUGACUAAACAACUACUGAUAACUCUCAAGCAAAGCUUAGUAUAUUUUUAGAAAUAAUUUAGCUUUAAGAUUAUGCUUAGUUAAUAAUAACAUCUGAAUAAACUAAUAAUUAUAUGGAUCUUGUAUUCUAUAAUUAUAUGGAAUACUAUGAAGACAUAGACUAGAAUUUCCUUGUUUUGGAAUCCUUUGAAGAAAGGGUAUUUUAAGCCGUUCCUGUUAAUUCAUCAUUGAAUAGUAAUAAAAUAGAUAGAUUGUAGUCUGUUUCUCCUUUUUAUACUAAUAUAGGUAGCAUUCAAGGUAUUUUAUGUGGUUUAAGUGGCUUAUAAAUUCCACCAAAAAAUGAAGUUCUAAGAUUAACUAUAUAAAACAUAAAUUUUUUAAAUAAUUACCUAAAUUAUCAGUAUGAAACAUGGCAAGACACUGUAAUAUAAGGAGUUACAUCUAAUGUUCUUGUGUUUAAACAGUUAGAUUGCAAUAUUUAUUUUAACUUUUAAUGUGUUAACUCUUGUCCUUCUCAUUACUUUAUGUAUUAUGAUCAAGUUAAAGCUGUUAAUUUAUGCUAGAAAUGCUAUACCCUUUGCAGUGAAUGCUUAGGCUAAUUAGCUAGAUAAUGUACUAAGUGUUUUCCUGGGUUUAUAUUAUCAAAUGGUAGUUGUAUCUGUCCUGAAAAUUAGCUGCUCUUAUCUGAUAACACUUGUGGGUGUUCUGAGAAUUAUGAAUUGGUAUAAGGAAAAUGCUAAGAAAAAACAUAUUUUAGUGGAAAAACAGUAGAAUUGCUAAAUAAGAGUGCUGAUGUGAUGAGUAAAACAGCUAUAACCGUUACAGGAAUCCUUACAGGUAUUUCUAGUUUUACAAAAAGUGAUAAUAGAAACAAUUAUCACAACAAUUUUAAGACCUUUUUAAAAUAAAAUUGA
Tetrahymena thermophila SB210 is the source of this 1446-nucleotide messenger RNA. Its product is annotated as H-type lectin domain protein. Gene Ontology annotation, molecular function: carbohydrate binding. Gene Ontology annotation, biological process: cell adhesion. NCBI's taxonomy places the organism in Eukaryota, Ciliophora, Oligohymenophorea, Hymenostomatida, Tetrahymenidae. The transcript has 2 exons. The record is from RefSeq and is a predicted model, not a curated record.